UAUUUCUGGUUUGUGGAGGCUAUUCUCAUCUGGUGUCUUUAUGCUAUAUGCAACCAAUCCAAGCUCCUACUUCAUGUUUUAGUGGGAUUAUUCUUGCCCAUUCGUCGCCCUCUCAAUCGGGACGGACAUCUAUCUAUACAGUCGACAGCAACGGUGUUCUCAGUGAAAGAAAUCAUAACUCGACAUGCCAAAUAUUGCACUCUUUCCUUCAACAUAGGACCUAUGCCUGCAAUCUAUACUUCGAUCCCCAUUGUGUGCUAUGACAUCUUACUAGUUGUUCUCGCGGCUGCCAUCCUCGCGAGGCACUUUAAGGAACGGAGGGAAACCCAAAUGAGGGCUAAUACAUAUAUGGUUAUGAUCGUUCGGUAUCAUAUCCUGUACUUUGCCCUGAAUUUGACAAACCAAAUCUUAUUGGUUAUAUUAUGGGCUCAUAUUCUGGUAUGAUACUUCCAAAGGGUUAUACAGAGAUAACUAACAUGCGCACUCGUACUACGUAGACCCCAGCGAUGAGUCUCUCAGCUUUUCAACGAUACUGCGCCAUUUAUUCUCGCGCCCCGUCUCAUCAUCAGUAUUUGGGAUACACAUGCCCAUGAUGACUGCGUAGAAGUCAGCACGACUGUUCGAGGACUGUGUAUGUUGGACUUCUCCACUGAGGUUC
Messenger RNA from Suillus subalutaceus, 658 nucleotides. RefSeq lists its product as uncharacterized. The transcript is spliced from 4 exons. NCBI's taxonomy places the organism in Eukaryota, Fungi, Basidiomycota, Agaricomycetes, Boletales, Suillaceae. The annotation marks the transcript as partial. The record is from RefSeq and is a predicted model, not a curated record.